AUGUCAUCACAGUGGAAAAGCACCCCCAGAUCUAUCAAGAUUGACGAGGAGACACUGCCAACUUACCAACCUGAGAAGCACUACCCGGUCAGCCAGGGCGAGAUACUCAAUGAGCGGUAUCAAACACUUGCCAAGAUAGGAUACGGGGUAACUUCGACGGUUUGGCUUGCGAAAGACUUGAUCACAUCAUCAUAUGUUGCUCUGAAAGUUUACGUUACGGGCCACAACCGGGACCAUGACCGAGAGCUGGACCUCUACAAGCAUAUGAAUUCGGUGGAAACGAAGCAUCCGGGCAGGAACUUGAUUCGAAAACUCCUCGACUAUUUUUAUAUUCAGAGCCCGCAUGGCCGCCACGUCUGUCUGGCUCACGAGCCCCUUGGGACGAGCGCGAAUGUUUUGAUAAAGAUGUCUCCUGGGCAUGUGAUGACUCUUGAUGAUAUGAAGCCUGGUAUUCGACAGCUACUUAUCGCGCUAGAUUUCUUGCAUUCGGAAUGUCAUGUUAUUCAUACUGAUCCAUCGCCCAGAAAGAUACUCAAAGAUCGAACUAUCUACAAGACAUUAAGUUUCAUUCCAAGAGGCGGGCUGCCUCUCCUCGCCGAUUUCGGGGAAGCUCGAAUAGGCGAUGAAGAGCACAACGAAGAUAUCAUGCCCAAUGUCUACAGAGCUCCUGAAGUGAUUUUGAGAUCAAAGUGGAGCUAUAAAGUAGAUAUAUGGAAUAUUGCCAUGGUCGCCUGGGACAUCGUCAGCCCCCGCACCCUCAUCAACGGCAAAAACCCAAGCGGCGUAUUCGAUGACCGCGUCCACAUGGCAGAGCUAGUCGCCCUGCUAGGCCCCCCACCGCCUGAAUUCCGGGAACAAAGACACCUCAGUUCGGUCUUCUGGGAUGAGUCGGGGGACUGGAAGGAAGUAGUCCCCCUUCCAGAGAUCACCCUGGAGAGCCUUGCUGAGAUGGUUAAAGGGGAAGACAACGAAGGGUUUUUACGCUGGCUACGGAUGGCUUUGCAGUGGGACCCGCGGGACCGGCCGACGGCUUUGGAACUCUUGUAUGAUGAGUGGUUGAUGGAGGGGUUGGGGGAGUGA
Messenger RNA from Aspergillus campestris IBT 28561, 1080 nucleotides. RefSeq names its product putative protein kinase. Gene Ontology annotation, biological process: protein phosphorylation; spliceosomal complex assembly; regulation of mRNA processing. The transcript has 5 exons. Bases 1 to 1080 code for a protein of 359 amino acids. The record is from RefSeq and is a predicted model, not a curated record. Gene Ontology annotation, molecular function: ATP binding; protein kinase activity. Lineage: Eukaryota; Fungi; Ascomycota; Eurotiomycetes; Eurotiales; Aspergillaceae.